AAACGAGCACCUCGGCCAGUGACACAUCCCCCGGCUGUAUUUUGCAUCUAAUCAUCUGUUGACUGCCCACACCCCCACCACACCAUUCGAUCAUUCCCCUGGCCAUUUUUCCCGUUGUCAUACCCCCAAAACCUCCUUUUCUAGCUGUUUUUCUCCCGCCUCAUGUCUCCACAAGACCAAAUAAACUUGGACGUAGUGGGCCGUGGUACCAUCCGCAUCGACUGCUCGGGCGCCUACAUCGCCAACGACCAGCUCGUAGCGGCGCUGGAUGAGCCGGCGUCAUCAACGUCGCCGUCACCUGAAAAUUCGGAUCCUGAAUUCGAUAAUGACCCCAACGACCCCGAAGACAUCACAGGAAUCCCCCACAACAUCACCUUACCCAAACAUAACUCGGAGGUGAUACAUAUCUCCGUCGACAUCGGUGGAACCUUGACCAAGCUCGUGUAUUUCACCCGCAGCAAGAAGAUUAAUCACCAGUUGAAAGGAGGAAAGUUGCAUUUCAAAGACUUUCAAACAGAAAACUUUUCCACCGAAGUGUUGGCAUUUAUGCUCAAGUUAAUCAAGCGAUCACUCGACAAGGAGAAGCUCCCGCCCAUCACCUACAUCAUGGCCACCGGAGGUGGUGCCCAUAAGUUCUACGCAACCAUGACCAAAAGAUUUGCCAAAAACAAACUCCCGGUGGAAAUCAUCGCCACCGACGAGAUGGAGUGUUUAAUUAAAGGGUUGGACUGGCUUAUCACCAAGAUCCCCAACGAGAUUUUCAUCUACGACUUGGAGGAUAACGAAACCAAGUUCAUCUCAUCACCAUACACCCACGACCAGCAGAUCUACCCGUACUUACUUGUGAACAUUGGCAGCGGAGUGCUGAUGAUCAAGGUGACGGGACCGGGGCCCAACGGGUUCGAGAGAAUCGGUGGGUCGUCUCUUGGAGGAGGAACUCUCUGGGGACUCUUGUCACUUUUGACGGAAGCGAAAGACUAUAACGAGAUGUUGGAGAUGGCAUCACGAGGAAACAACGAGAACAUCGACUUGUUGAUCCGAGACAUCUACGGUGGCAGCUACAACAAGAUCGGCUUGAAGUCCAACCAUAUUGCCUCUUCGUUUGCCAAGGUGUUCAAGAAGCUACGGUUUAAUAAAGAUCUCUCCACCAGUACUCCGGCCGAAAAGUUGGCUCAGUUCAAAGGGGAGGAUAUUGCCCGGUCGUUGCUUUACCUGGUGUCGAACAACAUUGGACAGAUCAGUUAUUUGCAGGCAUUGCGGUUUAAUUUGAAGAGAAUAUACUUUGGAGGCAGUUAUAUAUCGGGGCAUAAGCAGACGAUUCACACCUUGAGUUAUGCGGUGAAUUUCUGGUCCCAGGGAGAUAUGAAGAGUUACUUUUUGAGGCACGAGGGAUACUUGGGGUCGGUGGGGGCGUUCAUGAUGGGGCCUGGUCCCCGGGAGGAUGUGAACGGUACAGGCACAUCCAGAGAUAUGACAUCCAGAGACUUAACACCCACAGACCACCAUACACAUCCAGAGACUUAACACCCACAGACCACCAUGACAUUUCCACUUGCAGGACUCAUUCACUGACUUCCACACACUCGACUGUCGAUGAGACGCUCUGCUCUAUGCAAUUGCUUCAGCCAGUAUUCACUUUCCUCUUUGCAUUCAGUAUUCAUGCGCAAUCAAUAACUCCCACCCUAAUAUACACCUUAAUAUAUACCCCAACAUC
Yamadazyma tenuis ATCC 10573 is the source of this 1714-nucleotide messenger RNA. The record is from RefSeq and is a predicted model, not a curated record. Lineage: Eukaryota; Fungi; Ascomycota; Pichiomycetes; Serinales; Debaryomycetaceae.